CUGACAAAAGAGUAGCCGGCGGAAGCCCAAAGACUCAAAGAGGCACCUUAGGAUGGUUGAGCUUGAGGCCAAAGUGCUGCUACUCUGGUUUCUUAUUUACUUCUUUCUGGGUAUCAAUAUCUUUCUCUUUUCCUUCAUCCUUCUCUUUCUACUUUCCCAGCCCUUCAUUUUGGUUCAACAACCUUUGUUAUUAUAAUGGUAUUCAACAUUACAAUGGAGGCAAGCUUUAAAUCCCUCAAAUUUAAUCGUUUUCUUCCUAAAUUUCCUAUUUCCCUUCGAUCUUCGGCCGUGGCUAUUCACACAGGGAAUGGUUUGUCAGUGAAGAAGAAAGCUUAUGAUGGGUUGUUGUUGGAUGCUGGGGGUACACUUUUGCAGCUGUCUGAGCCUGUUGAACAGACCUAUGCUAAAAUUGGCAAGAAAUAUGGGUUAAUUGCAACUCCACCUGAAAUAAAACAAGGAUUCAAGAGAGCCUUUUCUGCUCCGUGGCCUGAGAAACUUCGCUACCAGGGCGAUGGGAGACCAUUCUGGAAACUUGUUGUUUCUGAAGCUACCGGUUGUGCUGAUGAUAGCUACUUUAACGAAGUUUACGAGCAUUUUGCAAAUGGUCAUGCUUGGCAUCUUCCGGAUGGGGCCCUUGAGACAUUGCUAUGCCUUAAAAAUGCUGGAGUUAAGUUGGCGGUUGUAUCAAACUUUGACACUAGAUUAAGGAAGCUAUUGAAGGAACUCAAUGUCUUGGAUUUAUUUCAUGCUGUCUUGGUAUCCUCUGAGGUUGGGUCUGAAAAACCAGAUGCAAGGAUAUUCAAAGUUGCUUUAGAUCAGAUUGGUGUUGACGCUGACAAAGCCAUUCAUGUUGGAGAUGAUGAACAAGCUGACAAGGGUGGAGCCAAUGCAGUUGGAAUCGAUUGUUGGUUAUGGGGAAAGGAUGUCAAGUCAUUCUCAGAUAUACGAGACCGUAUCCAUGUUUAGGACCACUUGAGCCUGUAGAAGAUGGUAAUCGGGCCAGGGACUGCGAUGAUGAAUAGCCGAUGAUGCUGAUCAAAGCUAAUAUUUUGGAGGACUGCUUUUGCUUCCAUCCAUUUUCGCAAUCUUUGUUUUUGUUUUUAAUGUAAAUAAUGUGGUCUGCAUCAGUUUUGCUCCAGCAUAAUAGUUCAUGAUCAGAAUUUGUUUAAUGAAAGGUUAUUGGAAUAUUGGUGCUGUUUUUGGUUAUAAUAUACGCAGUAACAUUUUAAACAUUUUGAA
Molecule: messenger RNA, 1239 nt
Organism: Spinacia oleracea (spinach)
Lineage: Eukaryota; Viridiplantae; Streptophyta; Magnoliopsida; Caryophyllales; Amaranthaceae
Exons: 10
Coding region: 196-966 (256 amino acids)
Source: RefSeq, a predicted model, not a curated record